AUGAUUAUGUUGUCAGACGACGAGCUCCGCGAAGAACUCGGGAAGUAUAUGGAAUCUGUCCCACCUGUUACAGGCUCCACUCGAGAAGUACUCAGAGCUAAACUUGCGAAAUUUCAGUCAUCAAAGUCUGAAGACGCUGCGUCCAAAAGAAGUCGUACAGUCGUAGCCACAACCGAGACUACCGAAGUUCUGGAACCCGUGUCGCCGCCAGAGCUAGAAAAGUCGCCAAGUCCGCAAAAAAGCACCGUUGGCGGUGCUGGUGGUGACAAACCAUUACCUCCUCAGUCCCCCGUCAGUCCCAAUUCCUUUGUCUACGAGGACAGCAGUUUCCGCGUGCGUCGCUUCCCGCAGACCGACUUGCCGGACUACCCUGGAGGUAUCCCCGUGUUCCGCCGUCGAUCCCUCCAUCCCUCGGGCAAGGACGACUCCCUUCCCGACCCCUACGAAGAGUUCUACAUUCGUUCGCCUCGUCUGCAAGCGAAAAUCGAUGCUCAGCGCAUCAUGUCAAAGGUGAUGUCAAGCACAGAAAAAAUGCGACACAGACAUACGUCCUACGCCUACAGUCGUGCUUCAAGCAAAAGAGCGUCGUGGUUCCGAAAGCCCGACUUGCGCGGGUAUUUCGAUCUUCUCACCCGCGCACUUUCUGGAUUAUUCAGUUUGCUUCUGGUGCCUUUCACAGCUCUUCGUGUUGGGACAUCUCGAAUCUGCGCGUCCAUUGGCUGCAGGAAUCUGUUGCUUCUGUUCCUGCUCUUCCUCUUCGUGGGUGUCGGACUGUUCCUCCUGUUCUCCGACCCAUUCUACCGCAACCCCGUGGCCGAGUUUGCUGAACGCAUCUCUGAACCACUGGCGUCUCUUUUGCAGAAAAGCGAUGACUAA
Messenger RNA from Mesocestoides corti, 876 nucleotides. The record is from the annotation of a GenBank genome assembly. NCBI's taxonomy places the organism in Eukaryota, Metazoa, Platyhelminthes, Cestoda, Cyclophyllidea, Mesocestoididae.